Notolabrus celidotus (New Zealand spotty) is the source of this 1785-nucleotide messenger RNA. It is a transcript of the gene fev, whose product is annotated as FEV transcription factor, ETS family member. The transcript has 2 exons. Bases 467 to 1114 code for a protein of 215 amino acids. Gene Ontology annotation, biological process: cell differentiation; regulation of transcription by RNA polymerase II. Gene Ontology annotation, molecular function: sequence-specific DNA binding; DNA-binding transcription factor activity, RNA polymerase II-specific. Gene Ontology annotation, cellular component: nucleus. The record is from RefSeq and is a predicted model, not a curated record. NCBI's taxonomy places the organism in Eukaryota, Metazoa, Chordata, Actinopteri, Labriformes, Labridae.
UUCUUGCAUUAGACUGAGACCGGACCAGGACACAAUUAGGAUUUUAAUCCAUUUUCACCUUUUUAUUUUUGAGAUUUUGCAACUUUUUAACCUUGUACUCUGGUGUAUUAACUCUAAUAACAAGGAUUAAUACACGCAUUUUACCCAUGAUGAUCUCUGAAAGGCUUUUCUCUCAAAACAGAAUAGACCAUUAUAUUUGAUACUGAAAGCAAUUUAUUUUUCAUACCUCCUUCUUUUCAUGUUUAGAUGUUUCCAAUGUGGUCUUUUUUGGUUGUGGUCGAUGUAACAGCAAUUUCAAAAAAAAAAAAAAACCUGUACACUUUAAAAUAAUUAUUAUAGAAAUAAAAUCAAAUUUAGAAAAUAAAAGCAGCUCUCUAACAUAUCAAGCGAUGUGGUAUCCAGUGAUAGUGACUGUGACAGAUAGCAGGUUUGUACUUUAAUAUAAAGGAGACCAAAGUAAUGAAGGAUGCUGACAGUGUUUCUGUCUGUUUUGAUUUCAGAUCCAACAGAGAACCUGUUGAAAGAAAGCAAAGGAGCAUCCUGGGCUCCGAUAAACACAGGAGUGCAAAAAGGCAGUGGUCAGAUCCAGCUGUGGCAGUUCCUGCUGGAGCUCCUCUCUGACAGCACCAACAUGUCGUGCAUCGCCUGGGAGGGCACCAACGGCGAAUUCAAACUCAUCGACCCGGACGAGGUGGCACGGCGUUGGGGGGAGCGCAAAAGCAAACCCAACAUGAACUACGACAAGCUGAGCCGCGCGCUGCGCUACUACUACGACAAAAACAUCAUGACCAAAGUGCACGGAAAGCGGUACGCCUAUAAGUUUGAUUUCCACGGCUUGGCGCAGGUGUGUCAGCCUACCACCACUGAGCAGGCCCUCUACAAAUUUCAAGGCAACUUCUCCCCGAUCCCCUUCGCCGGGAUAUCCAAACUGAACCUCGUGGGCCCCGGCGUGGGGCCGUCAGGUUUCUCCUACUGGCCCGGUGCCCCCCCUGCGGCUCUGUAUCACAGCCACAGCCUGCAGCCUCCAGGGCCUUUUGGCACCGUGUCCCCGUCUCACAUCAGCUGUGUCAACAACAUCAGCAGUCUGAGUAACAUCAAUAGCCAUUACAACUGACUCUGAGCGCAUCUGUUAGACAAACUGGAACAUGAAAUCACCACAGGUAAUACAGCGACCGACGGCGAGAGAUGACAACGAAGACUGAAGGAGCAGUGUUGGCAGUUUGUGGGUAAAAACAGAAUCUUAAUUUGUAUAUGAGGAAAGCUUUGCGCAAACUACGCGGGCCUUUUCUAAACGUGUACUUACGGACCUGUAGGCAUGUAAAUGCGACUGUGGCAUUGGUCUGAAAAGCUCUUAGAACGUGUAACUGUAAGAAAAAUGUUUUGCCAUUUUUUAAGGUAAGAGAAAAGCAGUAGAAUUACGCACAGGUUGAAAUUUUACGCACGAUAAUUCAUCCACGAGUUCAAUUUUAAUUGAGCCCCGAAGUUAUGUCACAGUAUCUAUAAUGAGAUGGAAAUAGGAGAUCAGCGUGUAGAAAAUAUAAUUAUCAGUAGGGACAAACAUAUGUUUUAUAUAUUCAUUUGGUCUCAACCUUUUUUUUCUGAUCCUCUGCACUCCUCCCUCUCUAAGUUGUGCCAUUGUUUAACAUAUAAGUGGUGUGUGGUUGCGCAAAUCAUAGUUAUUACUGGACUAUUGGCGCCAUCUCGUGGUUUUGGAAUGAUCUUAUAAUAAUAAUAAUAAUAAUAAUAAUAAUAAUAAUAAUAAUAAUAAUAAUAACAAUGGUCUUA